Molecule: messenger RNA, 1675 nt
Organism: Vigna angularis (adzuki bean)
Lineage: Eukaryota; Viridiplantae; Streptophyta; Magnoliopsida; Fabales; Fabaceae
Product: phenolic glucoside malonyltransferase 1-like
Exons: 1
Coding region: 85-1539 (484 amino acids)
Source: RefSeq, a predicted model, not a curated record
UCAUCCUCCAUCACCAUAAAACCAAAGAGCUCCAGCCUUGUUUUAUCCAAUCUUGAAAGAAACACACCUCUCUACUUUCUUCACAUGGCUUCCCACAACCUCAAAAUCCAUGAACAGUGCACUGUUGCUCCUCCCUCUGCACCCCAAACAUCCCUCCCUCUCGUAUUCUUCGACCUGUUAUGGCUCAGGUUUCAUCCUAUAGAACGCAUCUUCUUCUAUUCCCUUCCUGUAACCCAUUCAAACCCAUCCAUCUUCUUCGCCCAAGUUGUUCCAAAGCUCAAAACUUCACUCUCUCACACCCUCCAACACUUUUCCCCUCUCGCCGGCAACGUCCUGUGGCCCAAUGGCUCUUCCAACCCCGUCGUUCAGUACACCCCAGGCGACGCUGUUUCAGUGGUGCUUGCAGAAUCCGAAGCCGACUUCGACCACGCGUUGGACAACGCACCUAAAGACGCAUCAGAGUCACGUUUUUUGGUGCCUCACUUGGAAUCCUCUGAUUCUCAUGCCUCUGUUAUGGCUCUCCAAAUCACUCUGUUCCCUAACAGAGGGUUCGCCAUAGGAAUCAGCACUCACCACGCCGUCCUCGACGGAAAAUCUUCAACUAUCUUCAUCAAAGCUUGGGCUUCUCUGUGCAAAACCAAUGAUGAUUACUCUGAGUCAUCACCAUCUUUGGCUCCAGAAUUGGAGCCUUUCUUUGACAGAACAGUCAUCAAAAGCCCGAGUGAGUUAGGGUUCAACGUAUCACUCGAUAUUGCUGAGCUCGCAACCAAAAAUAUACCAGGUGAAAACAGCGACAGCAGAUGCUUGAAGCUUCUACCUUUCCCUCCAAGAUUGGAGGAUGAGGUUCGAGGGACAUUCGUGCUAACGGGAGCAGAUUUGGAGAGAUUAAAGAAUAGGGUGCUGUCCAAGUGGGACAGUGUAGACAUAGUUGAAGCAGAAUCAAACUCAAACUCAAACUCAACGAUUUGUUCAAAACAAACCAAAGUGUCGACUUUUGUUGUAACUUGCGCUUAUGCUUUUGUUUGCAUUGCCAAAGCCUGGAACGGAGUUGAAAAGGAGAAAAAUAAGUUUGCUUGUGUGUUCACUGUGGAUUGCAGGGCCAGGUUGGAGCCUCCAAUUCCUGAAAACUACUUUGGGAACUGUGUAUGGGGGAAGAUGGUGGUUGAUAAGCCAUCGGCAUUUAUAGAGAAAGAAGGGUUUGUUAUUAUUGCGAAAAGUAUUCAUAGUAAAAUAAAAGAGAUAUCAGAUAAGGGUGUUUUUCAUGAAGCAGAUCAAGUUGCUUCUCGAUAUGCAGCUAUGGCAGAACAGGGAGUUCAGAUGUUAGGAACUGCGGGGUCUAACCGUUUUGGGGUUUAUGAGAAUGAUUUUGGUUGGGGAAAGCCUUCAAAGGUGGAGAUAGCAUCGGUGGAUAGAGCCAUAACAAUUGGAUUGGCAGAGAACAGAGAUGAGAAAGUCGGUGUUGAAGUUGGGAUUGUUCUGAAGAGACCAGUGAUGGAACUAUUUGCCACUUUGUUUCGUGGAGGAUUGUCAGAUGAGUGAUUCAACAUGGCAUAUCUGAAAUUGAAGAAACUCCUCACAAACUUCCCCUUUUCUUCUUUAUCACAAAAUCAAAAGUCUUCUGCAUUUGCUUCAAAAAUUCUGUGAGUUUCGCCAUCAUAUAUUUACUUUUUUUCAA